Molecule: messenger RNA, 300 nt
Organism: Dibothriocephalus latus
Lineage: Eukaryota; Metazoa; Platyhelminthes; Cestoda; Diphyllobothriidea; Diphyllobothriidae
Source: the annotation of a GenBank genome assembly
AUGCUUCAAACGCCCCAGCUACGGCCUGAAGCUGCACCCAAAUUGACCACCGCAGUGCCAGAUGCCUCCUGCUACCCCCCGACGGAUCUUCUUACGCUUCUCAAUUGGCUAACUCUUAACCAAUCAUUGAUGGCUCCGGCAUUAGCUCAACCCCUGCCUCCUACCACGGUGUUUCAAUUUCCCCUGCCGCCUCUCCUUCACACUACUUCCAGUGCAGUUACUCUGUCAACUCCCAGCAGCCAAAAACAGCAGCAGAGUCCGCAUUACUUUCCUGCCUUUAAUGCGCCUCCACCUACGUGA